CUUUUGGUUGGAGGGGGGGCUAUAGAAAGGCUAGUGGUCGCACAUCUUUUCUAGUGGCGUGCAGCAUGUUAAACUUUAGCCAGCAUGGAUGGAUCUGUGCGCACUUCGCUGCAAGUUAACUGUGAUGUUUCGUCUCAUACUCCCACCGUAUUUACUACUACUUGUACUACUGCUGCUGUUAUAAACAGCGACGAGUCCUCUCGGGAGUGAUGGGCUCCAAGUUGAGCAGGCAGCGAAGUCUCGAUUUGGAAAGUAAAUGGUCCAAAAGACGGCGACAGAGGAAUGACACCCCCCCGGUGAAAAGCGAUAGAGGCGGUAAAGGAGGAAUUGGUGGCGGUGGUAGUGUGGGUGUUGGUGGUGGAGGAGACCUGCUGUUUACCUCGUUGAUGCUCAAGUCCGACAAGCUGCCAGGGAUGCUGCGGAAAAGCAACCACAGCCCAUACGUUAGACGGGUGGCUUGGAUCCGUGAGAUCCAGAAGCAUCUCCGGGAGCAGAGGACGGAACAGGCGGCAGAAGUGCUCAAACUGCUGAGGAAGGACUUGGGGCUCCAGGGGACGUCGCUCAAUGACAUUUUGUACAAGAACGCAGCUUUUCUCAACCUGGUGGACCCAAUUUCACACGAGCUGCUGCUGGGUCUGGCCCGAGACCUGCAGUGUCCAAAAAGGGAGACGGACUCCCUCAAGUCGACCAACAAGAUCUGCCGCCAGCUAAUUUACCACCUGACGCCUCACUCCAAGUGGACAAGACAGAGUGUUCCCAGGAGGAAGACUCAAGCCUGUUUGAAGACCACCCUGAAAAAGAAGCUGUCCGGCGACGUGGUCAACCUCUCCGGCAUCCCGCUCUCGGGCAGAGACGUCCACCGCGUGGCCUUCUACCUGCAGGGAGGCAGUGACGCGGUGUCGGCUGUGGACCUGAGUUUCACUGAGCUGCAGGACGAGAGCCUUCGCCUGCUCCUGCCGCCCCUAAGCGGCCUCCCUAAGCUGACCACACUCGCCGUCAACGGCAAUCGCCUCACCACAGCCAUCCUCAAAGACCUGACAGAGGUGGUAAAAGACCCCAAUAAGUUCCCGAAGCUGGCAUGGAUUGACAUGGGCAACAACGCCGACAUCUUCACCGUUCCGCAGCCGCUGCUCGUGGCCCUGCGGCGACGCUUCGGUUUACGCAGCAGCCUGCCCACCAUCUACGAAUAUAGCGAGGCAAAGACCUUCGGCAGGUACAACCCAAACAUGGAGACCUCUGUGGAGGAGCCCAGUGUGUAUGAUGAGGGUGACGAAGGUGAGGAGGAACGAGACGAAGACGAUGACAGGCUGGAGCUUCAAGCUUGGGGCUUUAGAGAAGACACAACACCCAGAAGUGUUCAGGUGUCAUUCUGUGGGAGGUGAUCUCACAGGUUUCCAUCCUCUCUUCUCAAUGCUACUCUGACACGUCUUUCUGAAAAUAAAGAUACUGUCUUGUCUGACCUCAGCCUCAGCGAUGUAGCUCCAUGCUAGUUCAGACACUUUAUUUAUGGAUUUAUCUUCUUCUGUCUAGACAGAUUUGGACCGCUUUUUUUGCCCCCAGGUGUCUCGUAUCGGUUACAGAAGGCUGGGCAGUUAAGUGCCUUGCACAAGGGCACCUUUGCAGUCACCCAUUAGGGAUUAUGUUUACAAUUUACAGGAAUAUCCCAAUUUAUUAUAUUUCCAAGUUGAAAGUGGACUUUUUCUCUGUGUUCUCCAUGACAGCGUUUUGUGUGAAGCGGGCCAGCCAACUUUAGUCAUGUCAAAAAACGAUUUGCAGUUACUACACAGAGUAAACUGAAUCUAAGGUGAGCAGAAAACACAAAGUACGCUCCACAAAAUAUAUAUUUUGCCGUGUAGUGGAAACACAUCAACUAUAUUGUCAGAGGGGAGGCUCACUGUACUACACUUUGAAACCCCCCUCGGUAUACAAAAUAAGAUUCUGAGGUCAUGAGAUCACUAAACGUUUUAGAGUGUCUCCUCAUCAGGAAUUAUUGCAUUGGCGGUUUUGAAAGUGUGAGAUGGGCCUCGGGGGCCUCAGGGAGGCGCAACAGCUUGAGAAAAGCAAAGGAAACAAACUGCUAAGCCACCUGGAGUUAUGUCAAAGGCAAAAUUUAUAUAUUUUUUUAGUUCCUACAAUGAGACUAAACUGUGGUGAGCAGAAAACACCACGAAAGAUGGUCCAGGAAAUCCUUUGGGGGGGAUGUAGAGGAAGUCCCAGCUGCGGUGUAUUCUCUUAGGGGAGACGCACGCUGCCAUACUUUGAAAACCACUGAAUUACAUAUUUUAAACGUGUUUGGCUCACUUUAAAUCAAGCUUUACAUAGCCAAUUGCGCUCUGAUGUGUAUAGAUUGCUCUAAGGCCACCUCAGGUACAGUUACAGCACAGGAUACACUGGAAUUAUUUUUAAAUAUAAAGAAAAUAAAACAGUAUAUUUGUCACAGCAGCAAUUACUGAAUAUAAUUCAUGGAACUCACCAGAGGCCCAAAUCUAGCUAAUAAAAUUUCUGCGUCUCACCAAAGCUCAUCUCAAAGAAGACAACCUCUUCCAUGGUGGUGAAAUCUUCCUCACUUUCCUGUUCCAUUAAUCCAGAAAAUAAAUGAACUUGCGAGCAUUUAGCUCACUGAAGCUUAAUUCUCGUUUGCUAAACUGGCUAAGUGUCCAUCCAUGUCAAUGGCUAACGCUAACUUGGUACAGUAGGUGGGCUAUUCAAGGAUGAGCUGUUAGCAGUGUUGCCAACUCGCUGACUACUGGUAAUGGUAUUGCUAAUGGGAAUGGUUUCAUUUUAUUUGAACAUGCACACUAGCUACAAUGGAAUACAUCACAUCAUUCCAUUCACAGUUCCACGUGUCCAAAAGGAGUACGAAGAAGCAAAACUUGCUUAAUCCUAACCCCUGUCCGUUCCACAUUUAUUCAUUUCCUGUAUUCCAUGUGUGAUUUUUUUUUAAUACUUAGAAGAGUAAGAAAGUAAUGUAACAAUAUGGUGAUGUAAUUAAGAUUUUUUUCAUAAUAAAUAGAAAUCAUAUAUAAUAAUCAGUGUAAUAAUAAAUGAAUAAUGAAUAGAGACAAACAUAACAAGUUCAAGACUCUUCUUCCUUAUAUGUUGCAUUGUAUUGUUUCUUGAAUUUGCUCAUCUCGGUGCUUUGUUUGACUUCCUUACUCAAUCUGUUCCAUAAUUUGAUUCCACAUACUGAGAUGCUGGAGGUUUUUAGUGUUGUUCUCGCGUAAAAGUGUUUUAAGUUUAGUUUUUCUCUAAGGUCAUAUUUCUCCCCUCUUGUAGAGAAGUAUUGUAUGACAUUUUGGGUAAUAGGUUAUUGUUAGCUUUAUGCAUUAUUUUAACUGUUUGAAAAUGUACUAAAUCGGUGAAUUUUAAUAUUUGUGAUUUUAGCGAUAAGGGAUUUGUAUGUUCUCUAUACGCGGCAUUGUGGAUUAUCCUCACUGAUCUUUUUUGCAGUACAUUUAGCGAGUGAAGAUUGCUUUUAUAGUUAUUACCCCGUAUCUCCACACAAUAAGUUAGACAUGGUAGUACCAGACAGCAGUAAAGAGUAUGUAGUGAUGUUUGAUCAAGAACAAAUUUAGCUUUUUUCAAUAUUGAAGUAUUUCUCGCCACCUUAUGUUUUAUAUUUUUGAUAUCAGAUUUCCAGAUUUGUCACUAAAUCUGGCGACAUUACAAACCCUCUUGGUGACAUUUUCUCAAAAGCGACUAGCGACAAAUCUAGUGACUUUCUGACGUCGUUGGAGAGUUUUCUGGUAUUUGGGGACUCAAAAGUGAAAGCACAUAUUGUCCUGCAGUUUCUGUUCUCACUGAGCCGCAGGGGGUGCUGCUGAGAGGUCCGCCCCGCCCCAAAGCGGUCACAAGCCGUCAGUGCACAAUCAUCUUCCGCGGCACGCUGAGAGCAUUGUGAAGCUCUACGCAAACAUGAAUCUUGCAGUGCCGCUGGGGUGGAUCGCUCCCUGUUUCACAGAGCAAGAUCUAAAAUGUAAAUAUUACUACUCAUUACACUCAAGCCUCAUUCGAACUCAGUCACUUACCUGUCAGUGUGUCAGAACGUGUGAUGGAAGAACGUUGCGUGAUAAAUGAAACAAGUAGUCCUAAUGCAAGAUCAAAUGUGGUAGGCGCUGGCUGAGAUAAAAUAUUAAAAUUAUAUUUUGAUGAGUUGAUGGCCAAUGAAGAAACCAAGAGUCAAGUUUAUUUGUAGUUCUAAACGUACCGUAAUUAAGGUGUUUUUACUCACUUUUUUGUCUCUCCUACAAGGUCGUGCUUUUUUCCUACAGCAUCUGUUACAACGUAAUACGCAAAGUAGCCGAUGUCGCCACCUAGCGACUUCUAGCACAGCCAUUUUUGUACUGAGGAGUUGGCAACAGUAGUUGUUUAAACCUUAGUUAAACUGUUGUACAUUUCAACGUCAAAGCUUCAAAACGAAGCUGUCAAAACGAGUUAGGACUCCAUGUAUCCAGGAGUCCUUCAUUAUUACGUUUCUGUUCUUGAACUCGACUCAAUUUGGUCACGGGUUUAAAAAACAGCACUUCCGCUUUGAAUUAUGACCUUUUAAAAUAAAGUCCACAUUAUUAAGGUGCAGUAUUUCAACACAUUUUCACAUUACUGUAAACUGUUUUUGUAAAGGGACAUUUUGUCAAAUUCAUAAUGGGGUAAAAUAUUAGUAACAUUUCCAAGCUAUACGGUGGCUUCACAUUUGACUUCAAAUGGCACAAAAACAGUGUUUCUGACUGCAUACACUAUAUAGCUGUACAGAACACACACUCGCUGCAGAUGAACUGAUUACUGCCUGGUUUGUCCCCUCAGUAGCAGGUCUAUUUUUUUCCCAGUAAAUAGGACUAGCCCCAGACCAUUUUAAUGAUGGGGUUUUAUUUAUUCUGAUCAGUGAGCAAUGGGAACAAGAAGGAUGCCAGCUCUUUUUAAAGGCAACACGGAGCACAUUCAGUACAGUACGUCGUUGUAGUGACACGAAUGCUGCAACUCUUCUUCCGUUUUAGUUAGUGUUCAUUUAAUAUUGAUGUAUUUGAACUAACUGUAGCACAUCCAUAGAGACAGAAGCAUGUUUUUUUUAAGGAUAAUUGAUCAAAUGACACUCCUGUUGUUGAUGUGUUGUUUUCUCCUACAACGGUAUUGUUUGUUUUUUUGUGCUUACUGGAUUAUUAAUGAUCAGGAUGCCUUGCUAUGCGAGUGCAUAAUUACAAUGUGUGCACGUAAAGGACAUGCAGAGUAAAUGACAACCUUUGAUCGCACAAAUGAAAUGUUUUUCAUUUGCACUUUAAGGACAACUCAGCCACUCCUGAAUAAGCAAACAUUGUUUUAAUGAGUCUGUGUUAUAAAUAGGUUCUUUCUGAAUUAACUUUUAGCAUUUUCUACACAAAUGUUGAUGGUGAAUUCAUUAGGUCAUUUCAAAAUCAUGACUUGCUCUUAAGACUGAAAGUGAUGUUUGCCUGCUGCUGUUGCUUCCAGAAAU
Dunckerocampus dactyliophorus (ringed pipefish) is the source of this 5464-nucleotide messenger RNA. It is a transcript of the gene lrrc75bb, whose product is annotated as leucine rich repeat containing 75Bb. The record is from RefSeq and is a predicted model, not a curated record. Lineage: Eukaryota; Metazoa; Chordata; Actinopteri; Syngnathiformes; Syngnathidae. The transcript is spliced from 4 exons. Bases 210 to 1382 code for a protein of 390 amino acids.